Molecule: messenger RNA, 902 nt
Organism: Sinocyclocheilus rhinocerous
Lineage: Eukaryota; Metazoa; Chordata; Actinopteri; Cypriniformes; Cyprinidae
Exons: 6
Biological process (GO): immune response; positive regulation of T cell proliferation; cellular response to lipopolysaccharide
Cellular component (GO): external side of plasma membrane
Source: RefSeq, a predicted model, not a curated record
AAGAAGACGAUUUUAGCCUUAUGAUCGGUGUUGUGUAUUUCAAAAUAAAUUAUAUAUUGGAUAUAAUAUAUAAUUGAUAUAAUAUUGGGCCACCACGAUGAACAGUAGCUGCUUCAUCGGUGUGUUUGCAGUGCUGAUAAACAAAGUGUGUCUGCAGGUCACAGUUGAGGCUGUUAUUGGUGGUUCUGUUGUCCUGCCAUGUUCUUCAACUCAACAUGAUCUUAAACUUCAAGACAUUGAUUUGAGCUGGAUACACAAUGGUAGCAAAAUUGUAGUUGAUAUAAUUCCACACAGUAAUUCACCAAUGACACAGGACCCAAAGUACAAAAACAGAACUGAAAUUUUCCCUGAAGAGUAUCUGAGAGGAAAUUUCUCCAUCAAACUCAACAAUCUUCAACACACUGAUGCAGGACAAUACUUCUGUGCCAUUACACACUCAUCUGAAUAUCAGACUGUACAGCUGAUCAUCAACGAAUCAGUAUCCACUGAACAAGGAAACAAAGGAGAAACAGACCAUGAGGGAAUGGGGCCAUCGCUGCAUUUGCUCUUGAGCUCAAGUGCUCGGCAACCUUUAGCUCCGCCCACGGCGCGCCUCCAGGACCAGGAGCAGGCCUACAGCAGAGACAAGGGAAGGAGGAGUCUUGAGGGAGGCUUGGCUUCUGUACCCAGAUUCCCAGAGUUGCAGAAGUACAACCCGACACAGACAUGGUCAGACAUCUUCCGCUCUGGAAUGGACAUGACAGCAGGCAUUUGCUCGGGGUCCAUGGCAGGAAUCAGCUCUGGCUCUGGGUCUGCAGUGGGCUCAGGUUCUGGGUUGGUGGUGGGUAUGGGCUCGGACCAGAUGAAUGAGGGCAUUAUGAUGGGAAUGGACUGGAGGGACUGUUGUCCACCUCUCCAACUGU